Molecule: messenger RNA, 4149 nt
Organism: Exophiala aquamarina CBS 119918
Lineage: Eukaryota; Fungi; Ascomycota; Eurotiomycetes; Chaetothyriales; Herpotrichiellaceae
Exons: 2
Coding region: 1-4149 (1382 amino acids)
Biological process (GO): regulation of transcription by RNA polymerase II
Cellular component (GO): mediator complex
Molecular function (GO): transcription coregulator activity
Source: RefSeq, a predicted model, not a curated record
AUGGCCGCCGCUCUCGAUUUUCCCAGUAAUUGUGCGACAAACGUAUACACGCUCAACGAUUUUGGCGAGAUUGCCUAUAUUGUUUGUACUGUAGCCAAUCCCCCAAUUCGGGAUCCCUCAGUCACCAGUAACACGCGGGAAAACACUGUGGCCCGUCUCAGGAGAACAGAGAGACAAUUUAGAGAAGCAUCGAUUCUCGCUGCCCUUGAUGUCGAUGCUCUUCAAUUAUUCACAUUUUACAAGAAGAUCGACAUUGCAAAUGCAAAGGAUCAAAAGACAUUACUGAGCAAAUUCGGCUUCGUCCUUCGGAGCAACACCUGUACCAUCGCCUACAAAACGGCAGCCCGGCUUGCAGACUUGAUGAAACCAGACCAGGGUCGACUAUACCGGCUGUUCACCACUGCAAUAAUCUCGAGCCUCAGGCUUUCCCCAUCAACCGAGUGUGAGGUUCAAUCUCUUGGGCCGAACCUCUACCUGAUUGAAUAUCUACCACCCGCAUCAGAUGUCCAUGAAUUCGAGUCUCCCAGGAGAUGGGUCCUCUUUCGUGUAGAUCUCCAGGUGAUUCUGAGUGGGCACAUCAUUCUGACUAUCGCUAGCAACGAUAACUUGUCAUUUGUGCGGCUGAGAGAAGCUCUGCGACAUGGUGAUUAUGCUCCCAGAACGACAAAAUGCAUGACCCUUUAUCUGGCCCCCAUUGGCAGCGUUGCCAGACUCACGGGUCCCAAUCUGGCGAGACUUUAUUCUCGAAUCCAGGAUGGCCUAGAAGCCCCAGGCCAUGAAAUCUCGAGCAUGGAAGAGGAUGCCUGGAAAGAAAUGCUUCCUUGGUGGCUUCGCGAUCAAAUGAAUUACACGAAUGACCCCAAAAAUGUUCCCUGGGUAGAAGUACAAAUCCCUAUUCAAAAGGCCGACAUGACAUGGGACGACAGCUCACUAGACUCUUCUCCGGAUUCCUUGACGUUCGAGUCAAUCUCCUGGAAGAGUAUUUUUUGGCCUGCCAACCUCUGCUUCAUAUGGGACAGGGAGAAAGGGACGCCACGGGGUGCCAUCCACAACAUCGAAGAUCCCCUCCAGUUUGUCCAGACCUGGAUCACCGGCGCUGCCGGUGGACCUGUCACAGAUAUGUCACAAAAUCACCAGAACGCAUUCGAGGACGAUGAAGAACCCUUGUUUACCGAAGACGGCACCUUUGACGACCCUGAGCAUUUUCAACCGUUUGGCCCACCAGCAUUUGCAGCGAGCCAGACAAUAUAUCCCACUCCUCCGGAUGUCAUCAUGACCCAUACCACGCCUGGCUUGUCUGUUGACUGCAUCCCGGUGACACCGGGAAAUAUAGCUCGUGAAAAUGCGGAGCUCCCCCAAUUGCAGGAUGAAGAGAUGCCUGAUUUUGAGGUCCCUCAUUCCUCCGGCGCAGGGCCGGGAUAUUACGACGAGGAUUUGUUUGAAGAAAUGCCGGACGACAACUUUGGGCAAGAAGGAACCGGAGAUGAACCUAACUGGGAUUUCUUCGAUCAACCCGGUAUGGAUUCCAAGGAUGUCCCUCUGGGUGCCCCACGACAGAUCAAUGAAAAUCCCGUGGAUGGCGUCGUCGGCCAUGACGUUGGCGCAAGCAGAACCAAGAUCACCGAAGAUUUUGACCUGUCGCCGACCGACCAGAGAAGCAAAAAUGAAGACUUGGAAGCCAUGGUGGCAGACAAAAAGAGUUCAAAGACUCUCGGGCAAGGGGGAAAUUGGUCGCACAGCACCAGCAUAAUUGGUGGCGACUCGAGGGCCCUACAACCCGUCCAAUCACGGUCUCCCGAUCAUCACGUCGCUUCCGACGAGCCUGCUCAGAAAUCGACUCCGCAAGACAAGGCUACACGUCGACGUUCUAGUGUGUACGACGGGCUUCAAUCUGUUGCAGUUGCUUCCGACCGGGAUAGCAGAUAUACGUCAAAUGGCGCUUACUGGUUUGAUCCCAGUCCUGCGCUCACCAAUCCAAAAGCUGUCAAGAAACAGAAUGCGAUCUAUCAGAUUAUUCCAACCAGCCCUUCAGGAAGCGAUGGUAGCUCAAUGAGCAGCCGUCCCAUGUCACUAGACCACGGAAACACAAAUAUGUGGACGCCAGGACUUCCAAGGCAAUGGACCGAAUAUCACGUUGAAUCACCCAUCGAGCAGAAUCUACACAACGACGUUGAGAAGGCCGCUAUACAACGAGACAUACAAAAGGUCUUAAAUUCGCUCCCUACUGGGCUCAAGGUUCCUCCUUCAACCCUGGAUUUCAAUCUAGUGAAGCAAAUUCGAGAGAUUCCAGGCAUCUCAACUCAGAAAUUCUUACAGGUCGCUCACAUUUUGGUCGAUCAAGUCUCCCAAACCUGUCUUGUUCGUCACACCGGAGAUCCUCCUGGCCAUGAACCGAUUCCGGAUGACCAUUCAUACGUCCAUGCCGAUCUCAGUGGGAUGAACACCUCUGCAUCUUCAUCCAGCUUACACCAGCUCGUGAAUCUCAGGGUCGAUAACAAUCAAUCCAGGCCCCAAGGUCGGAUUCUUAAACUCUUCUCACCACAGAUACAUGUGAGACGCGCUGAACAGCCAUUGACCGCGUCGACCUCGAUUCUAGGGUUCUGGGAUGUCCUCAAUCUCCAACCUGAGCACGGAGCCAAGGAUGUCACUGCAUUUUGUAUUCAUCCAAAUGCGCAAACGGUCGCAGAUGGCUGUUCCAACUUCAUGCAACGGAUGAAGGAUGCCUACUCAGCCUGUGCUCUCGGCAAUCACCACCCCGGUAGCAUUGCCGGGUUGACCAAUGAUGAUGGCCUUUUGGCAUGGGCCACCAACGAACCACACCAGGCUAAUCUUCGUUCAAUUUGCAAAAGGCUGGGAGAUGCGCUAUCCGCAGCCUCGGAUCUGAAAGGCAUGAUAGUGGUGUACAUGACGAGCCAAUCCGACAGGAUGACGGACUAUCUGGAGACAUGUUACGCAUUCUAUACGCUAUUUGAAACAUUUGCGCAGUCAUCUACAGACAAGAAAAAUGUGGUGGACAUUGCGCUCCAAAUCAUUCCUCUCGACUUUGUGGCAGACGGACAAACUCUGAUCAUUCCUCCACAGAGUGACUAUAUCAAGCUAGCCUUGGAAGUGUACAAUCGAUUGCCUCCGCCUCACCCAGAAGCGGCACCAGGGACCUGUGGUUCCGCAGUGAGUGUUGCAGUGGCGGAAACGUCGGUCCAUUUUCGACUUAAUACCGAGGUCAGCUCACCUUUGUUCAAACAUGGGCGUCUUCUGCACGUCUCAUACUCCAUCAGUGACGAUGAUCGAUGGAUUACGGCUGCCUGGACCGAUGAAUGUGGCAAACUAGCUCUCACGAUGUCCUACUGUACACAGAUAUGGAGGUCGAGUCCCAGACGGCAACGACGGGAUAUUUUCAAGGAGAUAUGGGAAGUGUCACAUGAUCUCAUAGGCAAAGAGCAAGGUGCCUGGCGCUUGUGCGUCGCCAAAACCGACUCCUAUGAUUCUGAUGAACUCGGUGAAUGGCGCCAUGUGGUUGACGGAAAUCCCACCUCGAAGAAGCGAUGUACGCUGGUGCUGCUGUCGGUACGCUUGCAUCCACUAUUGAAAUUGAUACCACCAUUCACUCAGGGAAGAAAUGGUCCAAUGGGCGGCCCAAAUACGUACGGCACCCCGGCAUCGACGCCGCAAACCAGCAUCACGUCGCCCGACCAACUGGUUCCAGCCACACCGACACCUGGUGGUAGUGGAAUCGUGAGCGCACCGACCCCGCCAGAACACGGGUAUGAUCCCAACGUCGAAAGCGAUCUGACACUGGUGGACCCUGCUGAAGAGAGCUGGUCCAUUGUGCUACCAUAUGGCAUCAACCAAACAUCAAAUGUGGUGGAACUUCGUCCUUCGAUGCUCACAGGACUGUUGAUGAAGCGUAAAGGCGUGAAAGGCGAAGAUGGCCAUGCGUCAAUUGAAGUCAGCUUGUUCAAUUUGAUCCCGUCAGCCCCUGCUACGGAAGAGCCAUGGAUGGAUGAACUUCUGGAAGAUAUCAUCAAACAAUAUCGGGGGCUUGUGACUUUGAGUGUCACACGAGGCUGCAUCGAUGCGGGCCUCGAUUGCCUUCCAUGGCACGUCGCCACGUCGAUCCGUGGUGCGCGCGUUCUGGGAGAGGUGAUGUGA